AUGACCGUUCCACCGAGCAACCACCGUGCUCCGUGGCGCGAUCUCCUCGACUCCCACCUUGAAAAGACCCCCGACGACUAUUUUACCAUCGCAACAGUCAGCCACGAUACCCUGGGCCUUCCUGUCCCCCGUGUCCGAACCUGCGGCUGCCGGGGCUUCUUCCCCGAGCUCCAGCUCCACCCGAGCGGGCAAGAAGCUAUGGAUCAGCAGGUGGAAAAUGGGGGAAACCCGCCUGUCUACGAGAGUGAUAUGCUGACAUUCACUACGGAUGUCCGGAUGGAGAAGCUGGGCCAGCUGGACUCGACGGGGCAUAUGAUUGAGGCCAUGUUCUGGCUAAAGGACUUGAUGGUGCAGUGGCGAGUCAAGGGGAGAGCGUUUGCCAUUGGCAAUCCCAGUGUGGGUGCGGAAGAGGAGGGUGUGGCCCGAAAGGAAAUCGGCAGUGGCCUGCGGGUCAAAGGAGACUACGAUGGUGACCUCAACAGCGACACGGCGAAGUGGACGUGGGAGAAGGCAGUGACCAAGUAUUUUGCCAACCAUUCGCCCGUCAUGCGUGGCUCCUUCCGAAGCCCACCUCCUGGUCAGCCUCGGUCCCAUGUUCCCAGCGACCCGGCCUUGAGACUCGGCCAGAAGGUCGCCGACCUCCAGGACCCUGUUGCUCGCGGCAAUUUCAGGGUUGUGGUCAUUCAGCCCCAGGAAGUCGAGUACCUGGAUCUUUCAGACCUUGAUGAUGUCCGCAGACGCAAGUGGACGCUAGUGCACGACGGCCACAGGGGAGGGCAGCCUGGUGGAGAAUGGGUGGAAACCGAGAUUUGGCCAUGA
Penicillium canariense is the source of this 819-nucleotide messenger RNA. RefSeq lists its product as uncharacterized. Bases 1 to 819 code for a protein of 272 amino acids. The transcript has 2 exons. The record is from RefSeq and is a predicted model, not a curated record. Gene Ontology annotation, molecular function: FMN binding. NCBI's taxonomy places the organism in Eukaryota, Fungi, Ascomycota, Eurotiomycetes, Eurotiales, Aspergillaceae.